Messenger RNA from Xylaria bambusicola, 2362 nucleotides. Its product is annotated as rab GDP-dissociation inhibitor. The transcript is spliced from 8 exons. Lineage: Eukaryota; Fungi; Ascomycota; Sordariomycetes; Xylariales; Xylariaceae. Bases 311 to 1708 code for a protein of 465 amino acids. Gene Ontology annotation, biological process: vesicle-mediated transport; protein transport; small GTPase-mediated signal transduction. Gene Ontology annotation, molecular function: Rab GDP-dissociation inhibitor activity. Gene Ontology annotation, cellular component: cytoplasm. The record is from RefSeq and is a predicted model, not a curated record.
GGCGGUGGUAAGGUGGUGUAGGUGCCGUAGGGUGCCUUAUUAGUGAACGGUCUCGAGCGUCACUGCCAGCAACGAGCCCCUCACUCAAUCCAGCCCGGCACGAAUAGACGACGCGGCCAGCCAAACGUCCCCUUUACUCUUUACUCACCGAUACUUGAAAGGAAAAGGUUUCGCGUUUGGCCUAGCGUCAACCAACUUUGCCCUGAACUUCUCCGAUACCCUCGACCCUCGAUACCCUCGAUACCCUUGACAAGCACCCUUCCUUUUGUUCCUUUUCCUAGUCCCGCAACCACCUUAAUCACCGCCCACAAUGGAGGAGAUCUCGCCAAAGUACGAUGUCAUUGUGCUGGGCACCGGCUUGACCGAAUGUAUUCUUUCUGGUGUUCUAAGUGUCAAAGGAAAGAAGGUCCUGCACAUCGACCGCAACGACCACUAUGGAGGAGAGGCUGCCUCCGUUAACAUCGAAGCGCUUUUCAAGAAGUAUGGAAACUAUACGCAAGGUGAAGAGCCGUGGAAAAAAUAUGGCCGGCCCAACGACUGGAACAUUGACCUGGUUCCGAAGCUGUUGAUGUCUUCGGGCCAGCUUACGAACAUCUUGGUGUCUACCGACGUUACCCGCUAUCUCGAAUUCAAGCAGGUCGCUGGCAGUUUUGUGCAACAAGGCUCUAGCUCCAAGGCUACCGUUGCCAAGGUGCCCUCAGACGCUGGUGAAGCUCUCAAGUCUCCGCUUAUGGGCAUCUUUGAGAAGCGUCGCAUGAAGAGCUUCAUCGAAUGGGUAGGCACUUUUGAUAUCAAGGACCCCACCACACACAAGGGCCUUGACAUGACCAAGUGCACCAUGAAGGAAGUGUACGACAAAUUUGGCCUCGAGGCUGGCACCCGUGACUUCAUCGGCCAUGCCAUGGCGUUGUACCUAGACGACAGUUAUAUUGACACACCAGGUCAGGCACCUGAUGCCAUCGACCGUAUUCGCCUCUACGGAAACUCAGUAGCAAGAUAUGGCAAGUCGCCAUAUAUCUAUCCAUUAUACGGUCUAGGCGAGCUGCCGCAGGGCUUUGCUCGUUUGUCGGCCAUCUACGGUGGCACGUACAUGCUUAACACUUCUGUGGAUGAGGUUCUGUAUGAAGGGGACAAGGCCGUUGGCAUCAAGGCUACUAUGGGAAGCGCUGAUAGUCCCGAGAAGCUGAGCUUCGAGACUAAAACAGACAUGAUUCUAGGCGACCCCUCCUAUUUCUCGAACAAAGUCAAGGUUGUCGGUCAUGUUCUAAAAGCUAUUUGCAUAUUGAAGCACCCUCUGGCUGGUACAAACGACAGCGAUUCUUGCCAGCUCAUUAUCCCCCAAUCCCAAGUGGGUCGCAAAAAUGAUAUCUACAUUGCCUGUGUUUCAUCGGCACACAACGUCUGCCCUAAGGGUUACUACAUUGCCAUUGUGUCGACAAUCGCGGAGACAACAGCCAACCAUCACCUCGAGCUGCAGCCUGGCCUAGACCGCCUCGGUAAGAUCGAGGAGCAGUUUAUGGGUGCACCUAUACCUCUUUACGAACCCAUCGGCGAUGGCAAGGCGGAUAAUAUCUUUAUCUCGAAGAGUUACGAUGCCACAUCACACUUUGAAACAACUACAGAUGACGUAAAGGACAUCUACCACCGUGCUACGGGCGAGGAGUUAAAGGUUGAGGGUCUUCGGGAUGUUCAAAUUGGUGAACAGUAGAAGGGUUGAGACGGUGAAUUUGCGGGGCUACCAGAUAGUGCUAGCGUGCGAUGUCAGGCAACAUUAGACAGGAGGAUUCGAGAGAACCAAGUCGGCAAAGGCAUGGCGGAGACGAGAGUGCUCCUGAAUGAGCACCGGUAUCAGUGUAAAAAGUGAAGACCUUGUUGAUAUCGAUCAACUGACCCGUUAAUGUGAUCUUUUUCAUAGACCUUGUAUCGGUCAAAUUGGGAGGACACCCAAGUGGAGUUGACUAAACGAACAAGGCGAUUAUUUUGAUAGAUGUGUGUGUUGUCCGAUGUUGAUGCUUAUAUUGCCAGUGAAUUUGAGGGGAGAUAUAUUUCAACCCUCUGCUAACUGCAGACGGCCUGUUUCAUGUCUAGAAAAUCUUCUAUGAUGGUGAUUGUGUUGGUUUUCGAUUGUGAUCUCCGGUAGGAUCACGCCUUUUACCGUUCUGUUCUGCUUGCCUCAGCUUUGAAAGGAUUAAAACUUACUUCGCCAGUCAGUACUACGUAGAUGUACUGCGUUAUAUACAUUAGUAUCACAAGUCUGCAUUGCCAACGUACUUAUAUCCGUGACUUUAAAUGCAGAUAUAUGAGAAUUAUCUGGGCAUUAUUAUCAUUCAAGCAUGACGACGGCACGAGAGUUGAGGAAUUU